CACACUUCAAAACAUUAUAAUCAUCUUAUCCUAAGCUCUUUCUUCUUCUUGUUCAAGGCAAAUUAAUCAAACAUUAUGGGUGUCUAUACCUUUACUGAUGAGUCCACAGCCUCAGUUGUCCCAUCAAGGCUAUUCAAAGCUUUGGUUAUUGAUUUUAACAACCUUGUGUCUAAAUUGAUACCUGAUGUUGAGAGCAUUGAGAAUGUUGAGGGUGAUGGUGGUCCUGGUACCAUCAAGAAGAUCACUUUUGUCGAAGGUGGUCCAAUGAAGUACUUGAAGCACAAGAUUCAUGUGAUUGACGACAAGAACUUAGUAACAAAAUAUUCACUUAUCGAAGGUGAUGUUCUUGCGGACAAAGCAGAAUCAGUUGACUAUGAUGCCAAAUUAGAAGGUUCUGCAAAUGGAGGAUGUGUUGCAACCACAGUAACUGUGUACCAGACAAAAGGUGACUAUGUUGUUACUGAGGAAGAACACAAUGUGCACAAAGGGAGAGCCAAUGACAUUGUCAAGGCCAUCGAAGCGUACCUCCUCGCCAAUCCUUCUGCCUACGCUUAAGUUAUGAAAAAAAAAUUGUGUGUUGUUGUGUCUUGUAUUUAUUAUUAAAUAAGUAAAAGUUGUUGUGCCUAAGAAGUUCAAAGAUUUAGAUGAGACGAAAAAAACUGAUUGAUUAUAUAUGGAGUUGUAUCAAAUUCUUCCAUGGGAUUGAAUUUUACAUUGUUAAGUCUUUUAUUGAUUGUGUGUUUUCAGUUGUAUGUCAUGGAAAGAACUUUCAAUAAAGAGUAUCACGAGUUUAGUUA
This is a messenger RNA of Capsicum annuum, 797 nucleotides long. RefSeq names its product pathogenesis-related protein STH-21. Bases 76 to 555 code for a protein of 159 amino acids. Gene Ontology annotation, molecular function: protein phosphatase inhibitor activity; abscisic acid binding; signaling receptor activity. The record is from RefSeq and is a predicted model, not a curated record. Lineage: Eukaryota; Viridiplantae; Streptophyta; Magnoliopsida; Solanales; Solanaceae. Gene Ontology annotation, cellular component: nucleus; cytoplasm. The transcript is spliced from 2 exons. Gene Ontology annotation, biological process: defense response; abscisic acid-activated signaling pathway.